This is a messenger RNA of Mucor velutinosus, 1077 nucleotides long. RefSeq lists its product as uncharacterized. Gene Ontology annotation, cellular component: plasma membrane. The record is from RefSeq and is a predicted model, not a curated record. The coding region runs from base 1 to 1077 and encodes 358 amino acids. The transcript is spliced from 6 exons. NCBI's taxonomy places the organism in Eukaryota, Fungi, Mucoromycota, Mucoromycetes, Mucorales, Mucoraceae.
AUGGAUUCAUCGGAUGUACUUGGCUUUGUAGCAAACCUAACAGCUACGUUGGCCGAGGACUCACCAGAGCAUAAACCAGCACCCACUCUCACCUGGGUAAAUGUAGCUAUUGCUUCAUCAUUUAUCCUCAUCAAUGGUUUCAUCUCGCUUAUACUGGGCUUGCAAUUGGAAAAGACACUGAUCAUUGCUGCUGUUCGCUGUUUGGUUCAACUAACGUUGAUGGGCUUCAUCUUGGAAGAUGUGUUCAAAACAAGACACCCAGCACUUGUGAUGCUCAUGACAUUUGUGUUAAUCUUCCUUGGAGCCUAUGAAACAGUAUACAACAAAUCCAAACAAACAUAUAAGGGCAUGUUUAUUUCAGUCUUGCUUUCAUCAGGCGUUGCCACCUUAGUCGUUGGUAUUGUAGGCACUCGUUUUGCCAUGAAGCAAACACCGUUUUGGAUCCCUGAGAUUUUCAUUCCAACCAUGGGUAUGCUAUUGGGUAAUGCUAUGAGUGGUAUGGCUGUUGCCCUGAGCAGCUGUUUGUCCAGUGUGGGCACUCGCAAAGAGCAAAUUGAAACAUACCUUGCUUUCGGUGCAAGCCGUUGGGAAGCGGGUCAGUCCAUUGCCAUUGAGGCCGUUCGACUCUCCAUGCUGCCAACUAUCAACCAAAUGUCUGUCAUUGGUUUGAUUGCCAUCCCUGGUAUGAUGACAGGUCAAAUUUUGGGUGGUGCUCCUGUGAGUAAUGCUGUGAAAUACCAACAAAUCAUCAUGUUCUUGAUUUCUGCAAGCACAGCUUUGGGCGUCUUGAGUGCCGUUGUGUCGUGCAUUCGAGUUGUCAUUGAUAGCCGUCAUAGAUUAAGACCAGAGAAGAUCAUCAACGGAAGAGCCAGUUUGUUUCAAGAUAUUAAGCAGGUGUUGACCCAUGUUUGGGAAGGACUGGUGUACGUAUUUUGCUGUUUCUGCUGUAGAGUGCAAAGGAAGAAGCAAGAUGAUGUUGACAACGGUCCUUCUUCAUCAUCUCUUCGAAGAAGUGCAGCAGAGGAAGAUGACGAAGAUGAUGCAGAUGUUGAUCAACGUAGACCUUUACUGAAUUAG